ACACUGGAUAUUAUUAAUCCGAUAAUCCUCCACGAAAUUAGUAAUGUCCGUAAUAUCAUACAAGUAACAUGGGCCUCUCUUUGUUCCAUUACACCCUGUGUUCUACACUGUUCUGUUUAUUCGUUGCUCCAGAAAUUAAGGCUGGAGAGGAUAUAACAGCCUGUUGUUCAACUGAAGAUGGAUGUUGUGGACCUGACUGGGGACUGCACUGCUGCAACUUUGUGGCAAAGAUUUGCUGUUACGGAGAUGAAAGAGUACUUUCACUGCAUCACCACAGUCACAGGCAUUGGCAUUGGAACAGCCAUUGGCUCCAAAUAACACUGUACAUACUGCUGUUAAUAGUGAUAAUGACAGGAAUCCUGUUAUGCUGUAAAGGUCACAGAAGACCAAGAGGCAUGAAUGAAUAUACAAUAUUAUCAGGGCAUGAAUACAGUUCUCCACAAAGUAGAUUACCAUCAGCUCCCAUCCUACAAGCCUUCCACACUACUGAUGAGUAUCCAUUAAUGGACUAUCACAAUGGUCAACCACAGGGACAUUCUCUGAAUGCAAAUCAAAUGGUACCUCCGCCACUAUACUAUGAGGCUGCUUGAAGAGACAAGAACUUUUUAUGUAUAAAGAAACUAUAUGACAAAUCAAUAAUCUUUUUCCUACUUUACACCAAAUACUGAAUUUGAAGAUAGCUAUGAGUACUUGAAAAAGACAAACUCAAAAUAUCUGGCAGAUUCUCAGUGUCAAUACUGUAUCAAAUACUAUUUAGAGAAAAAAGCAUGGUUAAAAUUGGGUAAAAAGUGCCCAGUGUGUAAUAAUAAUUUAUUUGCAUAACAUGCCACACUUUUUGUGUCCACAAACCAAAAAAAACUGCCAGUACUAUACAUACGUUAAACAAAUACUGCCAAAACAGAGCUUUAUUGAUUGUAAAAGCUCACAGAAAUUUUCCAAAACGUGAAUGCUCUGUAGUUGUCUAGCAUAUGGAAAUGUAUGUGCUAUCAACAU
This is a messenger RNA of Zootermopsis nevadensis, 993 nucleotides long. RefSeq lists its product as uncharacterized. NCBI's taxonomy places the organism in Eukaryota, Metazoa, Arthropoda, Insecta, Blattodea, Termopsidae. The record is from RefSeq and is a predicted model, not a curated record.